Messenger RNA from Cynocephalus volans (Philippine flying lemur), 1975 nucleotides. RefSeq names its product smoothelin like 1 (gene SMTNL1). The record is from RefSeq and is a predicted model, not a curated record. Gene Ontology annotation, molecular function: protein binding. NCBI's taxonomy places the organism in Eukaryota, Metazoa, Chordata, Mammalia, Dermoptera, Cynocephalidae. Gene Ontology annotation, cellular component: microtubule organizing center; filamentous actin. The transcript is spliced from 9 exons. Bases 127 to 1659 code for a protein of 510 amino acids. Gene Ontology annotation, biological process: actin cytoskeleton organization.
GGGGGAAGGCUGGACGGAAGAGCUGGGGGCUAGAGGCCACUGGGGCUUAAAGGCAGCCCAGGAGUGAGGCCACUCAGCUAGAGGAAGGAGACGGCUCCCAAGCCCCCAGACAGAGGCCACACAGAAAUGGAGCAGAAAGAAGGGAAGCUCUCAGAGGAUGGGGCCACUGUCUCCCCAGCUGCAGACGACCCCGGGACAUCAGGAGGUGGAGCCUCUGCAGAGGAGGAGACCACAGGCACAGCCAGCAAGACCAGCAGAGAGGGGUGUCCAGAUGGGGCAGGAAAGCAGGAAGAAGCACCAGCCAAGGAUGGCGCUUCCACGGAAUUCCAAGGGGAAGCAAAUGGGUUAGAUGAGGUCCAGGUGGAAUCCCAAAGGGAGGCUGGUGGGAAAGAGGAAGCUAAGGCCGAACUUAAAAAGGAGGGUGGUGAGAAGGAAGACACCACAGUAGCUUCCCAGGAGAUGACUGACAGGAAAGAAGAGGCCAGAUCUGAACCCAAGGAGGCCAAGGAAAAAGAGGAGACCACGCUGGCCUCGGAGAAGCAGAAGGCUGCUGAGACAGAGGCCAAGCCUGGGCCUAGGGAGAGAGCCGACGCGAGUGACACAGACAAGCCUGUACCCAAGGAUGCUGUUGGGGAGGAGCAGGCCAUGACGGCCUCCCAGGAGGAGAGAGACCAGACGGAGGAGCCCAUGGCUGCACCCAAGGAGGAAGCUGCUGACAAAGAGGCCAAGACUGAAUCUCAGAAGAAGUCUGUUGUGAAAGAUGAGGCUAAGGCCGAACCUCAGGAGGUUAAGGGGACAGGGGAGGCUGAAAGCCAUGAGAAGGACGAGGCUGAGAGCCAUGUGGAGGAGGAGGCUGAAAGCCGCGAGAAGGACGAGGCUGAGAGCCAUGUGGAGGAGGAGGUGGAGCCAGGCGGUCCCAGUGAAGAGCAGGAGCAGGAAGCAGAGGAAGAGACAGAGGGAGGGGCAGGGGUGAUUCCCAGCUCCCCCAAUGAGUGGCCUGAGAGCCCCACGGAGGAGGGCGAUAGCCUCAGCCCAGAUGGGUUGGGUCCAGACUCUGCAGCCUCUGGAGAGACCAGUCCUCCAGCCAGUGAGUCUUCACCCAGUGAUGUGCCCCAGAGUCCCCCGGAGCCCCCUCCGUCAGGGGGGAAGAAGAAGGAGAGGGCACCAGAGCGCAGGGUGUCAGCCCCUACCCGGCCCCGGGGUCCCCGUGCGCAGAACCGGAAAGCCAUCGUGGACAAGUUUGGCGGGGCUGCCUCGGGCCCCACGGCGCUGUUCCGGAACACGAAGGCAGCCGGGGCAGCCAUCGGCGGGGUCAAGAACAUGCUCUUGGAGUGGUGCCGGGCCAUGACCAGGAACUACGAGCACGUGGACAUCCAGAACUUCUCCUCCAGCUGGAGCAGCGGCAUGGCCUUCUGCGCCCUCAUCCACAAGUUCUUCCCGGACGCCUUUGACUACGCUGAGCUGGACCCCACGAAGCGCCGGCACAACUUCACCCUGGCCUUUUCCACCGCAGAGAAACUGGCUGACUGUGCCCAGCUGCUGGAGGUGGAUGACAUGGUGCGGCUGGCAGUGCCCGACUCCAAGUGCGUCUACACCUACAUUCAGGAGCUGUACCGCAGCCUCGUGCAGAAGGGACUGGUGAAGACCAAGAAGAAAUGAGGAGAUGACUGGCCCUGUGGGGGCAGGAACCUCUGCACUGAAGGCGCUUCCUCACUUUCUUAACAUCUGUGCAAGGCUUUGAGAAAGGACAAUAGCCUGGGUCCACCACUAACCAGCUGUAUGACCUUGGGCCAGUGAGUUAGCCUCUCUGAACCUCAGUUUACAGUUUCAAAGGGGAUAGUGGGAAUUCCAGCCUCACUGAGAUGCUGAAAGAUGUAAAUGAGACAAUGAAAGGGGCAAAAAGCUUUGCCUAGUGCCUGCCACAUAAGUGUUCAAUAACAGGUAGCCAAAAAUAAAAACAAAUUUACAUUUCAAA